Molecule: messenger RNA, 1784 nt
Organism: Alexandromys fortis (reed vole)
Lineage: Eukaryota; Metazoa; Chordata; Mammalia; Rodentia; Cricetidae
Gene: Sirt7
Product: sirtuin 7
Exons: 9
Coding region: 64-1344 (426 amino acids)
Cellular component (GO): chromatin; nucleus
Molecular function (GO): NAD+ binding; histone H3K18 deacetylase activity, NAD-dependent
Source: RefSeq, a predicted model, not a curated record
CGUGCGCAUGCGUCUCUGCGGCUGCCGGGCGAGGCGGAAGCCGGAAGCGCAGUCCACGGAGCGAUGGCAGCCGGUGGCGGUCUGAGCCGCUCGGAGCGCAAGGCAGCUGAGCGUGUCCGGAGGCUGCGGGAGGAGCAGCAGCGGGAGCGCCUCCGCCAGGUGUCACGCAUCCUGAGGAAGGCGGCUGCAGAGCGCAGCGCGGAGGAGGGCCGGCUGCUGGCCGAGAGCGAGGAUCUGGUGACCGAGCUGCAGGGUCGGAGCCGGCGGCGUGAGGGCCUCAAGCGCCGUCAGGAGGAGGUGUGUGAUGACCCCGAGGAGCUGCGAAGGAAGGUCCGGGAACUGGCCGGAGCUGUCCGGAAUGCCAAACACUUGGUGGUCUAUACAGGCGCCGGGAUCAGCACGGCAGCUUCUAUCCCGGACUAUCGGGGCCCUAAUGGAGUAUGGACACUGCUUCAGAAAGGAAGGCGUGUGAGUGCCACCGACCUGAGCGACGCGGAGCCCACUCUCACACACAUGUGCAUCACCCGUUUGCAUGAGCAGAAGCUGGUGCAGCACGUGGUGUCUCAGAACUGUGAUGGACUCCACCUGCGCAGCGGGCUGCCACGCUCUGCCAUCUCCGAGCUCCACGGGAAUAUGUAUAUUGAAGUGAGCAGUACCAGAGGGACACAGGGCCUGGGUGAGGGACAGAUCUCACUUACCGUGCCCUUUCGUCCCCAGGUCUGCACCUCCUGCAUCCCUAACAGGGAGUAUGUACGAGUGUUCGAUGUGACGGAGAGAACCGCCCUUCACCGACACCAGACUGGCCGGUCCUGCCAUAAGUGUGGGACUCAGCUCCGGGACACCAUUGUGCACUUUGGGGAGAGGGGGACAUUGGGGCAGCCUCUGAACUGGGAGGCAGCGACCGAGGCUGCCAGCAAAGCAGACACGAUCCUGUGUUUAGGGUCCAGCUUGAAGGUACUCAAGAAGUAUCCCCGCCUCUGGUGCAUGACGAAGCCUCCUAGCCGGCGGCCCAAACUCUACAUUGUGAACUUGCAGUGGACCCCGAAGGACGACUGGGCUGCUUUGAAGCUUCAUGGGAAAUGCGAUGAUGUCAUGCAGCUCCUCAUGGAUGAAUUGGGCCUGGAGAUCCCUGUCUACGACCGGUGGCAAGACCCCAUUUUCUCCUUGGCCACUCCCCUCCGUGCUGGCGAAGAAGGCAGCCACAGCCGGAAGUCGCUGAGCAGGAGCCGAGAAGACGCCCCACCUGGGGACCAGAGUGCCCCGCUUAGCCCAGCUCCCCCCAUUCUAGGAGGCUGGUUUGGCAGGGGCUGUGCCAAGCGUGCGAAGAGAAAGAAAGCUGCAUAGCCAGGUGUCGACAGAGAACCAUGGGCACUUUGUAGACGGCGCGGACGCUUGUUCAGGGGCCUCUGUCACCGUGAAGGCUGCAGCGCCCCCACAGGAUCCAGUGGGAAGAACUCUUGGGGGUGACAGUUCACGGUGACGUUUCUUUAGCCAUUUGUCCUUGUGAUUGCACCCACAGGGGCUUGACUUUCAAGGACACUUUCCUUCCUUCACCCUCUUCAAAGGUGGCAGCAAGGCCUUUCUUCGUUUUUCCGGCCUGGCCAGCAGAGGAGCCCCCCACUGCCUUACCUCACUCCAGGCUAGUCUCAGGGCCUCACUAUUUCUACUACUUAGACUAAAGUGUGUUCACUUUAUAGAAACCUUUUUCUGUGUUGGGUAUGUGGCAUAGGGGCGGGUCCAAGCCCCCAGUCUGAGCAAGUCUUAAUAAACAUCUCUCUACUGCC